GACAAGUUAGAUGUAGUUCUUGGCGUGUUUCGUAUAAUAUUAGUAAUACUAUUGUAAUCUGCGUGACAGUUUCACUAAACUCUCUGACUUUAUUCCUGUCAGGAUUUUUUUCAGCCCGUUGGUGGGCUUAGUAGUUUCCUCUUGCUCCGUGUAACCGCGACGUGAUGGAAAGUUAACGUUAGCACUCGGAAAAAUAACGGACUAGCUAGUUAGCUAUCACCAGCUGUCCUAACACACAUGACUGGAGAAACCGAUUAACUGGUUAUGACUGUGACUGUACUUAGUUCUAUUUUUCUUCCGGGGAAAUUUUGUUUUCUCGGUUAACAUACAUAUUCUUUUAGCAGGUUUUUACCCCACCCCCACACCCACCAUCAUACGUGUUAACUUAGCAAGUGUGGCUAGCUGGGCUACCUGAAGAAAAACGCCGCUUUAUGCGCGGAAGUGUUUGAACACCUAUGGACUAGCUGUGUGCUGUCAUAAAGCUGAUAUGGUUGAUAGGCUAAAGCUGCUGCUGCCAAGUUAAGUCUCUGCCCGUGAGGAUAUCCGGUCCACCAUGAAGACCCUCGGACCCAGAAUCUCAUUUUAUGCGGGCUUUGUGGUGGGAACUUUUACGCUGUACGUGUUUCUGCGGCAGCUUUGGUUUGAGAAGACUCUGCCAAUGCAUCAAGUCACCACCUUGGCUAGAAUUCAGGACUACCAGCAACAGCUCGAGGAGGAAAAGAAAAUGUGGAAGAAAGAGGGGUCUGCACUUUUCAACCUCGAGCACCCUCAUCACAUAGGUGAGGAUAGCCGCAUGGCUGAUGAAUUGUACAAAAAGGUGCGUAUUCUUUGCUGGGUGAUGACUGGACCCAAAAACCUGGAGACGAAGACUCGACAUGCGAAGUACACUUGGAGUCGCCAUUGCAAUAUUGUUGUCUUCAUGAGCUCUGUGGAUGACCCCGACUUUCCCACAGUGGGAUUAGGUACAAAGGAGGGUCGGGAUCAGCUGUACUGGAAAACAAUUCGGGCCUACCAUUAUGCUUAUGAGCAUUAUGCAGAUGAGGCAGAUUGGUUCCUCAAGGCAGAUGACGACACCUACGUCAUAGUGGACAACCUGCGCUGGAUUCUUGCAAACCACACUCCUGAGGAACCUAUUUACUUCGGCAGACGAUUCAAGCCCUACACUAAGCAGGGCUACAUGAGUGGUGGUGCAGGCUACGUACUGAGCAAAGAGGCUUUGCGAAGAUUUGUUGAAGGUUUUAAAAGCAAACAGUGUACUCAUACUACCUCCGUAGAGGACCUGGCAAUGGGGCAGUGCAUGGAGAAAGUUGGGGUGCUGGCUGGAGACUCCAGAGACUCUUUUCAUAGGGAGACAUUUCACCCCUUUGUCCUUGAGCAGCACCUCACUGCCAAAUUUCCAAAGAGCUUCUGGUAUUGGAGCUACUGCUACUACCCCAUCUCAGAGGGUCCUAACUGCUGCUCGGACAUGUCAAUAUCUUUCCAUUACGUGGAUGCUGUAGGGAUGUAUUUAAUGGAAUAUUACACUUAUCACCUGCGUGCCUUUGGCUACAGAUAUCGCUAUCAGCCUCCCACCCCACCUGGCUACAGUAUAAAUAAGUUUGAAUCGUGGGAUGCUGGGAAAAAAGACAAAAAGCUGGAACAAAAACUAGUCCAUCCAGACCUAUCCAGAACUGACAAGAGACAGAAUGAAGAUCCCCCUCCUGUAGAUGGUAAAGAUGGUCCUGCUGCUGCAGAGGGUAAAUAACAGUAGGACUUUGUAGCAGUGUUGAGGGUACUGAUCAUUAGGAUAUGCGGUGGAUUUGGGGUGUUGAGUGUUUGGGUAUCCAUUCUGAUAAUCAAAGUGAAGUAUAAAAACUUUGUCCACUUAGACUGCUAGUGAACUUUGACAGCAAGACUGGGUGUUCCCCAUGCUAAAAGGUGACCUGUGGCUCUCUAUGUCAGUUUUGUCAGGUGUUUUCACAGAUUGUUCCAUAACAGGACUCACCUUUCUGUUGUUCUGAAAACAAAGUAAACCAGUAUUUCCAGUGCAUUUUUAAAAAAGUGACUUUUCUGUUCUUUCAUUUCUUACCACAAAGUCCCAGUAAAACUUGUUCUAACACUCUUUAAGGCUUGCUGGAGUUGUUAGGUUUCAGUUCACACUUAUAGCUAUGUGCCUGAAACCUGGUUUAUGUCAGAUCAUAUUGUUGUUUACGAGAGUUUGAUGCCUCCCAAACACUAGCGUUUAGGAUUGUGCUUAAAAGCCUUUUCACAUAAAAUACAAGGGUAGCAUCUCUUUACUUUUUAUUUUUGGUUGUUUUGUGUUUUGACAAGUUCCUUCUUUGAAGACAUGUUUUAAACCAAGACGUUGCAUAAGUCUAAAAGGUUUACUUAAGUGAAGUAGUUACAGUUAACUAAUAAUAUUUAUGUACCCAUUAGUCUGCAUCUCUUGGUAAACCAGACAUCAGAAUUGGUGAAAAACUGCUGUUUUCCUAAAAAGUAAAUAGGCUAAUCAAAGUGGAUCUCCUAUUUUUCAAAGUAACAGUGAAAAAAAAAAGGUUUUAAAAAAGUGAUGAAUAGGUCAAUCUUUUAUUCUCUAUCAAAUGAAAUAUUUUGUUCCAUGGAUGGUUAAAUAGCUAUAUAUAUAUAUAUAUAUGUGUCUGUGUACAUAUAUAUAUAUAUAUAUAUAAUAUAUAUAUAUAUAUAUAUAUAUAUAUAUAUAUAUAUGUGUACCUAAUAAUAUAUGUACCUAAUAAACUGGCAACUGAUUGUAUUAAUAUUUGAUAUAACCGAUAUCAUAUGUUACUAAAUGUAUUUUAGGAAAAUAUUUUGAUUGCAUACUCCUCAAUAGUGAGGUGACUGUUAUGCUUUAAAAGGAAUCUAAAUUUCUACAAUGCAGCCAAAGAUUUCACACAAGACCACAGUGAAGGCUGAUGAGCCUUUUCAGCUGUUAUAUGUGAUCGGGCUAAUUGUGUGGCGCUUGUGGGUCUUUUUCUUUCUUUCUUUCUUUCUUUUGUUAAAGAGGACUUUGUUUAGUCAGCAAAGACUUUCUGGGAAGUCAGUUGGAUGAAGAACAGGUUAGUCAAACUUCUUUUGUCUUCUCUGGAAUGAAAAAUGAUCUUAAUCAACCGACCCACAGCACAUUGUUACCUUUCUGUGUAACGUGCUGCACACAGUUUCCUGCAUCUUCCUACAGUGGAGUCAUUAGCUUGUGCCUUGUAAAUUGAGAUUGUAUGAGCCAGCCAUUAGCUGCACACUUGACUUAGCACUGUGACAUGAGCGUGAAGAGAGUGUUGAUUCAGAUGGCUGUUUUAUUUUACUGAAUCCAUCUGUUGUAAUGUGUUUGAGCUUCAUUCAAGUCAGUGAAUGUCUUUUUUGGUUUUUUUAAGUUUGACAAAGGUGGUGUUAUUUUGAAAGUCUUUGCCAGUCAGGCCUCAUUUGAAGUUGGCACACUUUGCACAUGUAAAAAAUAAAAUUAAUAACAGCUCUUUUGCUAGUUUCUAACCAGACAUUAAACCUGUGGUAGAUGCAGUAAUCACCAAAGGUGAGCUUAAAUGCUGAAAGAAGAAGAAGGAAUUUGGCACAUAUCUGCAGAGUGACUAAAGGUUUUCAUGGAACGGUGGCCAUUUUUUUUUCUUUUUCUUUUUAUGACCACAUUUUCUUCAAGGUUAAAAAUGUAUGAGGUUGAUAUUUUCAAAUAUAACUUUGUGUUUACACUUGGUUUCUGUAGUAUGUGCACGAACACAUGCAUGUUCACCAGAGCAUGGUUUAAAAAAAUGUUUUUUUCUUCUCAUCUUUCUUUUGGCUGCUCACGUUCACAUUUGAUAUCAGCCGCAUCAUUUCUAAUGGUCCUUGACAAUCUUCUCAUUUCAGAGUUUUCUUAAAGGGAAUGGUGUACAGUGCUAUAUUUAUAUUUGGAACGUAUUUAUAUUGGAAUAGAAAUCUUAAUUGAGUCGAUACACUUCAGUGUGGAUAUGAGUUCAUUUUAAUGUGUGAGCACACAUGAUAUAAUCAGUGUGCAGGAUUGUUUUUAGUGAAAUGGUAAUUUAAUCACUAUAAAUAAAAGCAUAUUUUAUUUUA
Molecule: messenger RNA, 4056 nt
Organism: Maylandia zebra (zebra mbuna)
Lineage: Eukaryota; Metazoa; Chordata; Actinopteri; Cichliformes; Cichlidae
Gene: c1galt1lb
Product: core 1 synthase, glycoprotein-N-acetylgalactosamine 3-beta-galactosyltransferase 1, like b
Cellular component (GO): membrane
Molecular function (GO): N-acetylgalactosaminide beta-1,3-galactosyltransferase activity
Source: RefSeq, a predicted model, not a curated record